GCGGUGGCUACGGGGAGCCAGCCUCGGCCCUGAGCUCGCUGUUGUCCGAUGGGGUCCUUGACUUUGACCUCGGGGACCUGGGUGACAGUGAUGAUGAAGGCCUCCCCACGGGGAAGAAUUUGAAGCCGUUCUGGGCGGAGAUCGCCAAGAGAAUCUCCAUGGAAGAGUGGAGAACGAAGAUGAAGAAGGCGAUGGAUAGAGAGCCCAAGCUCAAGUGGGUGAUGCCAUCCUGUCCCUCAAGACGGCCCUUGGGAACUUCGCUCGCGCACACGCGACCCCGGAGGAGCUGCCCCCGGGCGACGAGCCCACUUCACACCGCAGCCGUCGAGGACAGCACGGGGACCCUGAUGCCUAUCCACCCUGCCCUUGUGGUUCAAGGCCUGGAGGGAAUCUCCACAGACAACCUCCACUGGGUCCGUCUUAUUUUGUUAGGGCUGGACUUCAUGUACUGUUCGGCGUGGUCAAAGGCAGUUUGCGUGCCAAUGGCACGGGUUCUCACCGCCAACCAGAAGGAGGCUAUUAAGCGAAUUGGAGAGCAGGUGAACCGCCUCAUUUCGCGAGAGGACCGGCUACCUCCGGCCAAGGCCGCGGCUGCCAAGCUGUGUUCCAAGAAGUUUGACUACAAUGGUCAGCCGGUGGAGCGCAUGAGGGACCUCGUUGCUGAGAAGGUCCUGAAGGCCUGGCCAAGGGUCGGAUCCGCGGCGGUGGUUGACUUGAGAGACUGCCUGCCGGAGGAGCUGAGGACAGCUCUAGACCGGCCGCGAGAUUUCUUGCUGCCCGAAGCAGAGCUCCCAGAGAGGCAUCGGGGCUCCAAGGUGAGAGCCUCCGAUGAGGAGUGGCGCAAGAUUGUGAAGGCCGGUUACGACCGAGGAAUGUUUGUAGCAGUGGACGACCGUGAGGUGCCCCGGGACAAGCAGGGCCACCUCAUCACGAAUGGCGCUGGGGCUGUGGUGAAGAUGAAGAAAGAAGGGGGCCGGGAUGUAGAAGCCCAACGCUUUAUCUCGGUUCUUUGCCCCACCAACGAUGCGAUGAG
Symbiodinium necroappetens is the source of this 1033-nucleotide messenger RNA. The record is from the annotation of a GenBank genome assembly. Lineage: Eukaryota; Dinophyceae; Suessiales; Symbiodiniaceae.